Molecule: messenger RNA, 6644 nt
Organism: Heterobasidion irregulare TC 32-1
Lineage: Eukaryota; Fungi; Basidiomycota; Agaricomycetes; Russulales; Bondarzewiaceae
Exons: 17
Coding region: 1-6498 (2165 amino acids)
Cellular component (GO): nucleus
Molecular function (GO): ATP hydrolysis activity; ATP binding; nucleic acid binding
Source: RefSeq, a predicted model, not a curated record
AUGUCUGGUCAGAAGCGGGAUUUGUCUGGCUACAACUAUGGCGCCAUCUCUUCUUUGGUUUUAACAGCAGACAGAUCUGCUUUGCCACGGCGCGACAGGGAACCCGAUGGCGCACCUACGUCUCUCGCCGGACGAAUUGACCCUAAAGAGAUGGGGUCGCGUGUCCAAAGACAGGCACCGAAGGAUGUUGAUAAGAAGAAGAAAAAGGCUUCCGACAAGCAGGAUCCGACGGAGAGGCAGCUGACGAAACGCAAAGCCGAGACGACUGGUUUUGGCUACACAGAUAUCAUCGAGGCCACUCAGGAUGUUGAAGGUCUCACGUAUCGACCACGAACUACUGAGACGCGCGAGGUUUACGAACUCAUUCUUUCUACCGUCCAUCGGAGUCUUGGGGACCAGGCUCAGGAUGUCGUUCGCAGCGCUGCAGACACGGUUCUUGAGACGUUGAAGAACGAUGCAAUGAAGGAUUUCGACAAGAAAAAGGAGGUCGAGCAGGUCGUUGGGUCGAUAUCCAAUGAGGCUUUUUCUCAGCUGGUCAACCUCUCCAAGAAGAUCACCGACUACGGUGCAGAAGAUGAGACCAUGGUAGAUCCGGAUAUGGAGAGGAAAGAUGCAGAGAUUGACGAGGAAAUGGGUGUCGCCGUUGUCUUUGAUGAAGAGGAGCAAGAGAGCGAGGAAGAGGAAGGGUACGAGGUACGGGACGAGUCUGACGAGGAGGAGGAGGAUGAGGGUGACGAGCCACCGCCAGACGAAGACGGCGAGGAGGGGCUGGUUAUUGGAGGAGCGACAUCAGGAUCAGGACGGGCCAAGGCCAAGCAGGACAAGGACAUCGUUUCUCCACACUCCAUUGACGGUUUCUGGGUGCAGCGACAGGUAUCCGAAGUCUACCCUGACCCCGUGACAGCCGCAGACAAAGCCUCGUCUGUACUUUCAAUUCUCGGCUCCGAGUCCAGUUUACGAGACUGCGAAAACCAGCUUAUGGAGCUUUUCGACUAUCAGAGCUACGAUGUCAUCACCAAGUUCCUCAAGAACCGCGAGGUUGUCGUCUGGUGCACGAAGCUCGCGCGCAGUGAUGCGGACGAACGGGUCAACGUCGAGGUUGCGAUGAGGGAGAAGGGGCUUGGUUGGAUUCUACGGGAACUUACUGGUGAUCGUCAGGCAAAGGCGCGGACAGACGCCAUGGACAUCGAUGACGAGGCAAAGCCCGUCAAUGUUCCAAAGACAGCGACUCUUGUGCCGGGCUCGACCUUGCAGCCGAAGAAGACGGUCGACCUCGAGGGCAUGGCAUUUAGCCAAGGCGGUCACCUAAUGUCAAACAAGAAGUGCAAACUCCCGGAGGGUUCGUUCAAACGUGCGAAGAAGGGUUAUGAGGAAAUUCAUGUACCUGCACCUAAGCAGAAGACAACCGCCGCCAGCGACCUCGUCCCAAUCGCCGACCUUCCUGCCUGGGCAAGAGAAGCCUUCCCUGGUACCAAGUCGUUGAACAGAGUACAGAGCAAACUCUACCCCGUCGCUUUCGGGACAGAUGAGCCCAUUCUCCUCUGUGCUCCUACAGGAGCUGGCAAGACCAACGUCGCUAUGUUGACGAUCUUGAACGAGAUGUCCAAAUACCGAGACGAGGCAACAGGCGCUUUCGACCUGGAUGCCUUCAAGAUUGUUUACGUUGCUCCUAUGAAGGCCCUCGUGCAGGAGAUGGUUGGAAACUUCAACUCUCGCCUCAACCCGUUCGGGAUCAAAGUCGGCGAAUUAACAGGUGACUCGCAAAUGACGAAGCAACAGAUCUCCGAGACCCAGAUCAUCGUCACGACACCCGAAAAGUGGGAUGUCAUCACCCGGAAGAGUUCUGACACGAGCUACACCAACCUCGUACGACUGCUCAUCAUUGACGAGAUUCACUUGUUGCACGACGAACGUGGUCCGGUCUUGGAGAGCAUAGUGGCGCGCACGAUCCGGCGCAUGGAACAGACAUCUGACUACGUGCGUCUGGUAGGUCUCUCUGCUACGCUCCCAAACUACGAAGACGUUGCAACUUUCCUUCGUGUCGACGAGUCCAAGGGGCUGUUCUAUUUUGAUGCUUCGUACCGCCCUUGUGCACUCCAGCAGCAGUUUGUUGGCGUGACGGAGAAGAAGGCUAUCAAGCGCUACCAGGUGAUGAACGAGGUCUGCUACGAGAAGGUCCUGGACCAGGCAGGCAAAAACCAGACCUUGGUCUUUGUUCAUUCUCGGAAGGAGACAGCGAAGACUGCCAAGUUCAUCCGUGAUAUGGCGAUCGAGAAGGAGACGAUUACACAGUUCGUCAAGCCUGAUUCCGCCGUCCGCGAGAUUUUGACCGAGGAAGCCAAUAACGUCAAAGAUGCCAACCUCCGCGACCUUCUCCCAUUUGGCUUUGCUGUCCAUCACGCUGGCAUGUCACGCGAGGAUCGUGGGCUUGUUGAAGAAUUGUUCGCCGACGGAUCUGUCCAGGUACUCGUGUGUACUGCUACUCUGGCCUGGGGUGUGAACUUGCCUGCGCACACCGUUAUUAUCAAGGGGACUCAGAUCUAUAACCCUGAGAAGGGUCGGUGGGUUGAGUUGUCCUCCCAGGAUGUCUUGCAGAUGCUCGGGCGUGCAGGUCGCCCGCAGUACGAUACCUAUGGUGAGGGCGUCAUCAUCACCAACCAUUCAGAGCUGCAAUACUACCUGAGCUUGAUGAACCAGCAACUUCCCAUCGAAUCACAAUUCGUGUCGAAGUUGGCUGACAAUCUGAAUGCGGAGAUUGUUUUGGGGACAAUACGAAACAGAGAUGAAGCUGUUCAAUGGCUCGGAUAUUCCUACUUGUACGUCCGUAUGCUCAAGUCGCCUGGGCUUUAUGGCAUUGGUGUCGACUACCAAGAGGACGACGGCAAUUUGAUCCAGAAGCGUGCAGACAUCGCCCACUCUGCUGCUGUCCUGCUGGAGAAAUGCCAUCUCAUCAAAUAUGAGCGCGCAUCCGGUAGGUUUCAGAGCACGGAGCUGGGCCGCAUUGCGUCCCACUACUACGUAACACACAACUCCAUGGCUACUUACAAUCAACACUUGAAGCCGACAAUGUCAACCUUGGAGUUGUUCCGGGUAUUUGCGCUAUCGAAUGAGUUCAAGUUGAUCCCCGUUCGUCAGGAGGAGAAACUUGAGCUGGGCAAGUUGUUGGAACGCGUUCCUAUACCUGUCAAGGAAGGUGUAGAGGAGCCUGCUUCCAAGAUUAAUGUUCUUCUGCAGGCGUACAUCUCCCAGUUGAAACUUGAUGGGUUUGCUCUUGUUGCUGACAUGGUUUUUGUUCAGCAGUCGGCUGGACGCAUUCUCCGUGCUGUCUUUGAAAUUUGUUUGAAGCGAGGCUGGGCUAUUCCAGCUCGUGCUGCUCUAGACAUGUGUAAAAUGGUCGAGAAGCGCAUGUGGGGUUCCAUGACUCCCUUACGCCAGUUCAAGGGUGUUCCCUCUGAAAUCAUCAGGAAGGCAGAAGGAAAACAAUUCCCCUGGUAUCGUUACUUCGAUCUUAGCCCACCUGAGAUCGGAGAGCUGUUAGGCAUUCCUAAUGCGGGACGGCUUGUUCACCGCCUUGUACACAACUUUCCCAAGCUUCAGCUACAAGCUCAGGUUCAGCCUAUCACACGCUCCCUUCUUCGUAUCGAUCUCUCCAUAAUCCCCGAUUUCCGUUGGGAUGAGAAGGUUCAUGGCAAUGCCGAAAGCUUCCUGAUCACGGUUGAGGAUGUCGAUGGAGAGGUCAUUCUUUUCCACGACUCCUUCGUUCUUCGUCAGAGGUACGCUGAAGAUGAGCACAAUGUGACGCUCACCGUGCCGAUGUUCGAGCCCGUUCCACCGAACUACUACAUUACUGUUAACUCGGACCGGUGGCUACAUGCAGAAACUCGACUUCCCAUCUCCUUCAAGCACCUCAUCCUACCUGAGAAGUUCCCUCCACCUACACCCCUUCUCGAUCUUCAACCUCUCCCUCUCUCCGCACUCCACAACAAGGAGUUCGAAAGCAUCUACUCGACUACACUUCAGACGUUCAACAAGAUUCAGACACAAGUGUUCCAAGCGCUUUAUACCUCAGAUGAAAACAUCUUCAUUGGUGCGCCCACAGGCAGCGGGAAGACCAUUUGUGCCGAGUUCGCUCUACUGCGGUUGUGGAGCAAACGCGAACAGAAGCGCGCAGUCUGCAUUGAGCCAUAUCAGGAGAUGGUUGACCAACGGGUAGCCGAGUGGCGGAAUAAGUUCGGUCAACUGCAGGAUGGGAAGGAGAUUGUAGGUUUGACUGGUGAAACAAGCGCAGACUUGCGCUUGCUCGAGAAGGGUGACGUCAUUGUAUGCACUCCUCUGCAGUGGGACGUGGUCUCUAGGCGUUGGCGACAACGUAAGAAUGUUCAAAACAUUGGCCUCCUCAUUGCGGAUGAGGUCCAGCUCGUCGGUGGCGAAGUCGGACCCACAUACGAGGUUGUCAUCUCAAGGACACGGUACGUGUCUGCCCAGACCGAGAUCAAGACCCGCAUUGUCGCAUGUGGUGUCUCGCUGGCCAACGCUCGUGAUCUUGGUGAAUGGAUAGGUGCACCUUCACAUGCCAUUUUUAACUUCCCUCCUAGUGCCCGACCAUUGGACAUGGAUAUUCACUUGCAGAGCUUCACUAUCCCCCAUUUCCCAUCCCUCAUGAUCGCCAUGUCCAAACCCGCCUAUCUGUCUAUCCUCGAGUAUGCUCCGACCAAGCCUGUCAUUAUCUUCGUACCCUCUCGCAAGCAGUGCAAGAUGACCGCCGAUGAUCUGCUACUGCAUUGCAGCGCCGAUGACAACGAGGACCGGUUCUUGAACAUUGAAUUGGCAGACUUGCAGCCUCAUCUAGACCAUGUCAGCGAUCGGACGUUAGUGGAGACGCUUAAGCACGGAGUUGCAUAUUACCACGAGGCCCUCAGCAAGCAAGAUAAGCGAGUUGUGGAACGUCUUUUCCAGUCCGGCGCAGUGCAAGUGCUCAUAGCUUCGAAGGACACUGCGUGGAGCAUCCCUGUGGCCAGCUACAUGGUCAUCAUCAUGGGUGUACAGUUCUAUGAAGGAAAGGAGCAUCGCUAUGUCGACUAUCCUGUCAUGGACGUCCUGCAGAUGAUGGGUCGGGCCUGUCGUCCAACCGAGGAUGACAGGAGUCGAUGCGUGCUGAUGUGUCAACAGACUCGAAAGGACUUUUACAAGAAGUUCCUUGCAGAAGGUUUGCCCAUCGAAUCGCACCUUCCCACACAUCUUCUCCACGAUUACUUCCUUGCGGAAAUCGCUGUCCGGACGAUUGAAAACAAGCAAGACGCAAUGGACAUCUUGACCUGGACGUACUUCUACCGACGCAUGACGCAAAACGCCAACUACUACAACUUACACAACGUCAGCCAUCAACAUCUUUCCGAUCACCUGUCCGAGCUUGUUGAGAAUACCCUCAAUGACCUUGUGAACUCAAAAUGUAUCGCCAUUGAGGACGAGAUGGACGUAUCUCCUCUCAACUUGGGAAUGAUUGCAGCCUACUACAACAUUUCUUACGUCACCGUCGAGGUGUACACUCUGUCGCUGAAAGAGCGUACGAAACUCAAGGGUCUUCUCGAAGUUGUCUCUUCUUCUGCCGAGUUUGAGAACAUUCCCAUUCGCCGACACGAGGAUUCACUGCUUCGUCGGAUCUACGACCGCGUACCGGUGAAAUUGGAUCACGCUGACUUCGAGGCGCCCCACUUCAAGACGUUCUUGCUCCUCCAGGCACAUUUCUCCCGCUUGACUCUUCCGCCAGACUUGGUCGCAGACCAAGCCUUGGUCCUCGAAAAAGUUUUGAACCUGCUCUCGGCAUGUGUGGAUGUAAUGUCGUCCAACGCUUGGCUCAACGCUCUAGGCGCCAUGGAUUUGUCGCAAAUGUGCGUGCAAGCGAUGUGGGAGACCGACUCCCCACUGAAGCAAAUCCCGCACUUUGAGCUCGACGUUGUCAAACGGUGCAAAGAGGCUGGCAUUGAAUCUGUCUACGAUGUCAUGGAGAUGGAAGAUGACAAGCGGAAUGCGCUCCUCCAGAUGAAUUCCCCACAGAUGCGCGACGUUGCCGCAUUCGUCAACUCCUACCCUACGCUUGAUGUCACACACGAGCUCGUCAAGGGAGAGUACACAGCGGGCGGCCCUAUCGUGUUGCAGGUUGCACUCAGCAAGGAUGCAGACGAGGAGGAGGAGGCUGGCGAUGCCUCCGUCGUCGCGCCGUACUUCCCUGGGAAGAAGCUUGCCAACUGGUGGGUCGUGGUCGGCGAACCCAGCACACGACAGCUGCACUCCAUCAAGCGCGUGACCGUCACUCGGAGCCUCAACGUCAAGCUCGAGUUUACGCUACCGAAGGGCACGCACUCGCUCAAGCUAUACGUCAUCUGCGACUCGUACGUCGGCGCCGAUCACGACAUCCCGCUCGACCCCAUUGAUGUUGCGGAGGGCGAGGAUAGCGACAGUGACGAUGACGAUGGCAGCGACGACGCCAUGGAGGAGUAGAUGGGCAGAUUCUUCGCGGACUGCGUGUGGCUCCCAAAAUGUAUCAGUAGCGGUUGUUUGCUUUUUCUUUUUCGUGUACCGAUGUACCAUAUGUACCCGUUGGUGAACAGCGUUAUUCUUGAGUUGCUUCUUGCAUCAAUGAACCG